Messenger RNA from Columba livia (rock pigeon), 4032 nucleotides. It is a transcript of the gene SLC26A7, whose product is annotated as solute carrier family 26 member 7. The transcript is spliced from 19 exons. Lineage: Eukaryota; Metazoa; Chordata; Aves; Columbiformes; Columbidae. Gene Ontology annotation, biological process: transmembrane transport. Gene Ontology annotation, molecular function: sulfate transmembrane transporter activity; chloride transmembrane transporter activity; bicarbonate transmembrane transporter activity. The coding region runs from base 164 to 2134 and encodes 656 amino acids. The record is from RefSeq and is a predicted model, not a curated record. Gene Ontology annotation, cellular component: plasma membrane.
GCCACGGGACUGAGGCCAAAAGCACAAGCAUUACAGGGAAUAUAAAGCAGGAGCUUACUGGAAAGAAUCACAAACUAACAAGAAAACUGGAGACUGAAACAGACCAGGGUGAUUCCUCAACUGUUCGCUUUUCUGAAAGAGGAACUGCUUUUGGGAGGUGGGAAUGAUGACAGGAGCAAAAAGGAAAAGAAGUGCAGUCUGGAGGAAGAUCCAGGCUGUUCGCUCUGAAGAUAUCAAAGUCUGGUGUAUGAGAAGGCUGCCCAUCUUGAAAUGGGCACCUGUCUACAACUGGAAGGAAAAUUUGCUUCCUGACACGGUUUCUGGGGUGAUGCUAGCCAUUCAACAGGUGACUCAAGGUUUGGCCUUUGCAGUUUUGUCUUCAGUCCAUCCAGUUUUUGGUUUAUAUGGCUCUUUUUUCCCUGUCAUUAUUUAUGCCAUAUUUGGAAUGGGACGUCAUGUUGUGACAGGAACUUUUGCUUUAACUUCUUUAAUAUCUGCCAACGCAGUCGAGCGACUUGUUCCUUCAGCCAGUGCUAAUUUCACUACAAACAAUAAUUCUGGAAUUUUGAGCCUGUCAGAAUUUGAAAUGCAGCGAAUUGGAGUUGCAGCAGCAGUUUCAUUUCUAGGUGGAAUCAUUCAGGUAGCAAUGUUUAUGCUGCAAUUGGGUAGUGCCACCUUCUUGUUAACAGAACCAGUGAUAAGUGCGAUGACAACAGGAGCAGCUACACACGUUGUGACUUCCCAAGUGAAGUAUCUGCUGGGAAUGAAAAUGCCAUAUAUAUCGGGACCACUUGGCUUUUUUCAUAUUUAUGCCUACAUAUUUGAGAAUAUUGGAUCAGUUCAGCUGGAGACUUUACUCCUCUCCUUGCUGAGCAUUGUGGUGCUUGUUCUUGUUAAAGAACUGAAUGAGAAAUUUCAGAGAAACAUUAAAGUUGUUCUUCCCGUUGAUCUACUUUUGAUAAUUGCUACAUCCGUUGCCUGCUACUAUGCUGACAUGGAAUACGUCUAUGGGCUAGAAGUUGUGGGACAUAUUCCUGAUGGGAUACCAUCACCAAAAGCACCACCCAUUAAUGUCCUGCCUGAAGUAGUCACUGAAGCUUUUGGAGUAGCACUGGUGGGUUAUGUAGCAUCAUUAGCUCUAGCCCAAGGCUCUGCUAAAAAGUUCAAAUACACUGUGGAUGACAACCAGGAAUUUUUGGCUCAUGGCCUCAGCAACGUGAUUCCUUCAUUUUUCUUUUGCAUACCAAGUGCUGCAGCGAUGGGACGGACGGCACUUUUAUACAGUACUGGUGCCAAAACACAGGUGGCUUGCCUUAUCUCUUGUGUAUUAAUUCUUGUGGUGAUCUAUGCCAUUGGACCUAUGCUGUACUGGCUGCCUAUGUGUGUACUAGCAAGCAUUAUUGUUGUGGGCUUGAAGGGAAUGCUAAUGCAGUUCCGUGACUUAAAAAAAUAUUGGAAUGUGGAUAAAAUAGACUGGAGUAUAUGGAUUAGUACCUACUUGUUUACAAUAUGCUUUGCUGCUAACGUGGGACUAUUGUAUGGCGUUGUCUGCACUAUAGUAAUUGUGAUUUUCCGCUUUCCCAGAACAAAGACACUGAAUUUGAAAAAUGUUAAAGAAGAGGAAUAUAAAUACAAACCAGAAGAUAAUUGUGAAUCAUUAAACCAGGUAAAGAUAGUUUCAGUCAACAACCCAUUAGUCUUUCUGAAUGCCAGGAAAUUUCAUGCUGACCUGAUAAAGAUAAUCCAAAAGGACAGCACGAACAGCCAGGCAUAUGAAGAUGCAAACAAGUGUGAGCAGAACACAUUGCUCUGUUCAUUUUCCAAUGGAAGCUGUCGUGGUGAGUCAUUGCAGUCAUGUCACAGUGAGCGACAUGUUUUGAUAUUAGACUGCAGUGGACUGAAUUUGUUUGACUACACUGGAGUCUCAGUGCUGCUUCAGAUUUACAUGGACUGUAAAAACAGGCACAUCGAUGUGUUGCUAGCACACUGCAAAGAUUCCUUGAUAAAAGCAAUGCAGUACGGUGGAAAUCUUGAGUCUGAAAAUCCUGUCUUCUUUGAAUCUAUUUCUUCAGCAAUUGAUGCCAUUCAUAUUCACAGGAAUUACAGCAAGUUCAGUGACCAGAGUGAAGUGUGAUGUCAACCCAUUGAAUAUGGCUGGUCUAGUCUGCCCAUAUGCAGAAAGAGAGCUCCCCCACAGUUUCUUCUUAGUGUUCUCCAGGGGAUCUCACAGAUGAUCUUUUGUAUGCCAUAUAUAUUUACUACAUUUAGUAAUGACAAAUCUGCCAUUCAUUAAAAAAAAUUUUCAGCUGCCAUUACUCGGAGAAUGUUCAUACAAUUGUUCUGUACUGGUUUUAUAUAAUAUUUUUAUACACAUUUAGACACAAAUUAUUAGAAAGCAGACAUGAGGUACUGUGUUUAACAGUAAGUUAUAUUCUUUUAGAUAUCUUCUAUUGUAACGUUAGUUGUAAUACGCAUCUGUAGUUUUGUGCAUGAAAUAAUGAGACAUUAUGAAUGCUUAAAACCAGUUUGUUUUAAUUGAUACUGUAUAUGCAGGAAGCCAUGCAGCAGUGCAUAUUCUGUUUCUAAUGGAUUUAUUUCCUUUCUUCUGCUCAAAACAACCAUUUGCAAUAAGAGCAUCAUAUCACAGCAAACGUAUUCUUCCAUUUCUUGUAGAUGGUUUUGUAUGCUUUUUAAGGUCUGCCAAGGUCAGUGUGGGCAGUGUAUAUUCAGACAAGGCAGAUGUAUGUUGACUAAGUGCACCGGAUUUUCUCCCCUCUAGUAAUUGCCAUGAGUUAUUAUUAUGGCUCGUUACAUUUUCAAAGCCACAGGUAUUCUUUAUUUCAUAUCAAAGAGGAAAAACCGGUAGUAAUUUUCCAAAACAUGUUCUUGUUUCCAGCAUAGAGUAGUCAGCAUUUCCAGGUUGAGCUGUGAUUUUUUUUUGCUGGAAUUUUCAGCUUGUGGCAGCUGAGAGAUGACAGUGGGGAGGCACUUAAGGUGCAUGCCACAAUUCAGCCCUGAUUCUGAUGUGUAGUACUGUGUGCAAGCACACAAAUGGGAUGGAGGAAUUAAUGGGCUGAUUAUUUGGCUUGUAAUUAUGGAUUCCCUUCGAUCAUAUCAGAUUAUGCUGUCGUAUCAGUAUCAUGUUGUGUGGCAACAUGUGUGCCUUUUUUCUUCUUGUCUUUGUUGCCAUACGUGAACUCUAGAGGGAAAAUGUGAGGUGAGUAAAAAGCAAUCAAAAAAAGAUGAAGACAAGGAAGUAACUCACUAACUUAAAAAAAGCUAUGGAAGCUAAAAGCUGAAUUAAUAUGGCAUAGCCAUAAUGGCCAUUGUAGUACUACAGAGAGAAGUAUUAAAACAAGAGUGCUUUAUGCAGCUCUAGUGUAUAGGCAAAAUCUAAUGCUAGGCAUCCUCUUUCCAGCAUUGGUUACAUACAUAUGUUUGUCUGGACUCUUCUUGCUCUCUGUGGCCAAAGCAGCUGCCUGCAGUAGAUGAGGUGCCUCAGGAAGUGGUUUUCAUGUCUCUGCACACUUAUGUUAAUGCAUCGAUAGGUUUUUCUUCUGGUCUUGGUGAUUCUGCACUGCUAGAAGACGAUAGGAGAGAACCAUGGGGUUUUUUACCCUUUCAGUUAUAGGUGACUCCUGAAAUUAUUCCCCAUUUGGUCCCACAAAUGACAAGAAGUGUUCUGUACAUGUUUUUCUGAAACUGCUUUCAUAAAUACUAUGUAAAGGGUUGAUUAGUAACUGUGAGAAGCUUGUUAUACACAGGAGAAAUAAGUUCUAUACAUUGUCCCAAGCGCAUUCAUUUCAGAUGCUGUAAUCGAAUGCAAAUGACUCAUUACACCCUCGGACUCAAUAACAGGCUAUAACAUUUGACUAAUAAUUUCCUCAAACAGUUUUAGUAAUUUAUGAACAGUUUAGAAACUAUUUACAUUGUACUUUAAAUGUAGAAGUAUCAAUUUUAUGUCACAGCUGAAUGGAGAUCUCUACUUAACUGUAAACUUAAUAAAUGAAUAAAUCUUAUCUUUUCUACUAA